GCAGGCGGCGGCGGCGGGAGCCGGAGCGGCGGGCCGGGUGGCCGCACCAGCGAGCGGGCGGCGAGCAGCGCAGAGCGCUCGGGGCAGCGCGGAGGGAGCGCAGCGUGCGGCGGUCGGAGCCGGAACCGAGAGGCCGGAGCGGCGCCGCCCCCGCUGUCCCUGAGAGGCCCCGGCCGGGAUCCCGACGAGGGAGCUGGCGGCAUGGCCCGGCGGCCCGGGGCGCGGGGGCGCUAGGUCCCGGGCGGGUGCCCCGUACCUCGCCGCCGCCACCGCGCGCCGCACCGCGCGCCCGGCCCGCUCCGGCCGCCCCCGGGGCCACCGGCGGCCCAUGAGCCCCGGCCUCAAAGUUUGCGGCGGGCGGGCGGGCGCGGAGCCUCCAAAAUGCCGUUCCACCCGGUGACGGCGGCGUUGAUGUACCGGGGCAUCUACACCGUGCCCAACCUGCUGUCGGAGCAGCGCCCGGUGGAUAUUCCUGAGGACGAGCUGGAGGAGAUCCGAGAGGCCUUCAAGGUGUUUGACCGUGAUGGCAAUGGCUUCAUCUCUAAGCAGGAGUUGGGGACAGCCAUGCGCUCCUUGGGUUACAUGCCCAAUGAGGUGGAGCUGGAGGUUAUCAUCCAGCGGCUGGACAUGGAUGGUGAUGGCCAAGUGGACUUCGAGGAGUUUGUGACACUCCUGGGACCCAAGCUUUCCACCUCGGGGAUCCCGGAGAAGUUCCACGGUACUGACUUUGACACUGUCUUCUGGAAGUGUGACAUGCAGAAGCUGACAGUGGACGAGCUGAAGCGACUCCUCUAUGACACCUUCUGCGAGCACCUGUCCAUGAAGGACAUCGAGAACAUCAUCAUGACCGAGGAGGAGAGCCACCUGGGCACCACCGAGGAGUGUCCUGUGGACGUGGAGACCUGUUCCAACCAGCAGAUCCGCCAGACGUGUGUGCGCAAGAGCCUGAUCUGCGCCUUCGCCAUCGCCUUCAUCAUCAGUGUCAUGCUCAUUGCCGCCAACCAGGUGCUGCGCAGUGGCAUGAAAUAGGCACUACACGG
This is a messenger RNA of Chionomys nivalis (European snow vole), 1040 nucleotides long. RefSeq names its product calcium binding protein 7 (gene Cabp7). Gene Ontology annotation, molecular function: calcium ion binding. The transcript has 5 exons. NCBI's taxonomy places the organism in Eukaryota, Metazoa, Chordata, Mammalia, Rodentia, Cricetidae. The record is from RefSeq and is a predicted model, not a curated record. Bases 382 to 1029 code for a protein of 215 amino acids.